AGUCUAUCAGGACCAGGGAGUUUGCCUUCCCCUACUGUCUCGGGAAGGAUUUUGGGGUGCCCCCCCAGAGCACACGGACACACCCCCCCCACAAGAGCAAGGGAGAGAGUUCCAAGCCUCCCCACUUCCAGAUUCUGGGUGCCUGCUGGGUAUCCUAAAACUGGCAGCAAAUUUAAUCUUUCUUCCAAGCAGACGGUAGUGUCAGCUGCGCCCCUCCUGUUUGGACCUCCCGGCAGAGAUGGCCUUGGCGGAUUUCCACUACACGACUGGCAUAAGCAGCGGAUUCAAGGUCUACAUCUUGGAAGGCCAGCCUUCUUUUGAGAAUGAGCAGAAAUUCCGACGCCUCCCAGCCCACCGGUUUCCAGUCUACUCAAUCAAACGCAAGCUCGGUGCUGAUGUGAGAAGCCCUGACCGGACCUUGGAAGGGCAGAAGGAGUCUAAAGUCAGGCGGUCAGCAUACGGGCCUAUAGCCACCUUGCGUGAGCGGACAGCACCCCCUGCUGGCCAGAUCCCGGAAGACCCAGCUGCUGUGCCUUGCGUCACCACCACCUCCAGACCAAAGCCCUGCAUUGACGCUCGAGUGCUUCACCCAUCCUGCCCGCAUAGAUGCCCCUUGAGGAAGCCCCAUCUGGAUCCCACCCUUACAGUGUCCCAGUUACAGCAGAUGCGCCCUUCGGUCAUCACUUGCGCCCCUCGCCGGAGCUGCUCAGAAACACCGACCGCCACCAGCCAUCCCGUCUCCCCAACAAAGCAGAGCAACAAGGAGACUCCCAGUUCUUCCCACUCACAGCGGUUUUAUGCGUGGACCCCUGGCUCUGCAGGGCCUUCAGCCCGACUCGGUGGACAAGCGUCUCGGCAGGAGAGCAGCCAGGAGGCAGAAGACCACAGUCCCUACCCCAGCAACUGAUGAUCCAUGCUCUUGCCCGGGAAGAGCCCCUCUGCAUCCCUGUAGCCUUGACUUCCUGCCGCCAGACCCCAGAGUUCCGCCUGCCAGACCUUUCCCCUUUUAUAUUCCGCCUGCCUUCCCUUUUCCUUCUCCUAACUCUGUGCCCUCCUUUUGCAGCCCCACACGCAUGGAGCUGCCUUCCACUGAAUCAGACCCUUGCUCUGUCAGGGUCAGUCGUGUCUGCUCACUCAGACGAUCGGUUGGCUCUAUAGCGACUCAGGCAGACGUCUUUCCCAUGACCCCACUACCUGAUCCUUUUAAUAAUGCUGGGGAUUGAACC
This is a messenger RNA of Gekko japonicus, 1226 nucleotides long. RefSeq lists its product as uncharacterized. The record is from RefSeq and is a predicted model, not a curated record. Lineage: Eukaryota; Metazoa; Chordata; Lepidosauria; Squamata; Gekkonidae. Gene Ontology annotation, molecular function: transcription coactivator binding. The coding region runs from base 239 to 907 and encodes 222 amino acids. The transcript has 5 exons. Gene Ontology annotation, biological process: negative regulation of DNA-templated transcription.